AUGCUCAGCAGCUCGUUCCACUCGGACUCGGGCUCGGACAACGCGGCGUCGCACUCGGACGACUCGGCCUCGACCCUCGCCCGCUCGAGCCCGUUCGACCCGCUUCGCCGCCCGGCGCCGCGCUCGUCUGCGGCACUCACCUACCUGUCGCCAGGGCGCAAGCGCCUGCAGCGCAAGCAGUACCUGCCGCCGAGCACGCCCAAGCCGCAGGAGUCGUACUCGCACACGCCGUGGGCGCCCGAGCGUCCUGUCGCCGGCGAGCCAGUCGACAACACGGGUGCCGUGUACCACGCGCCGACCUACUCGAACCAGCACCACGGCGACCUGGACCCGUUCAGCAGAAGCGGUAUCCUCGUGCACCCGUCCAAGGUCCUGCACCGCCCCCUCAACGACCAGUGGGCCAUCGUCGCCAAGACGACGCCGGCGGUCAACAAGGCGGCCGAGCGCGAGGCGAUUCACCUCCGCGGCCUCGAGGUCGUCGAUUGGGCCGAGCUUCGGUCGCACGACAACCCGCUCGAGUUCCUCAAGCUCUUGUUCAAGAAGGACGGCCGCGGCGACAACUUUGCUCACACGCCGCGCAAAAAGGCCGGCGGGAGCUCGGCGUCCGAGCGGUUCAACCAGGCGCACGAGCACCUCAAGAAGGACAACGCCGUCACGCGGCGUGCGCAGGAGCGCGUCGCCCAGAACGCCAGCGAGCUCACGCUCGAGAAGCUGUCGCUCUCGGACCGCGACCUGCGCCCGAUCGACUACUUUCCGCAGAUCGAGCGCUUCCUCACGAACGAGGCGAACGCCAGCGAGGCCUUCAUCUCGAACGCGCUCAACGGCGUCGUCGCCGUCGCCGAGCAGUUCCUCCCGAGCGACUACCUCUCGACGCACGUGCACGAGGACGCUCCUGUCGGCCCGGGCCUCAAGAUCAUCUGCAGCGGCCAGCACGCUCUCGAGAAGCACGCCGACGACUCGGGUAACGCGAGCGCACUCGACCUCACCUUUGCCUUGGUGAGCUGGCCGCCUACCCAGAAGCCCAAGUUUCGCUUCGACUUGGUCAUUGUCGAGAUGAAGCGUCCCGGCUACGUCGUCCACGAGCACUGGACCGGCGUCAACUUCCGCCACGUCCACGACGAGCGCGAGGGCGACAAGGUCCACCUGUUCCCGAAGAUGCUCCUGCCGCAGGUCAUGCUCUACAAUCGCCGCUCGGGCUGCGAGCGGUUCGUCUUCAGCGACUACCUCGCGAGCGUCGCCGUCCACGUCGACCACGAGUCGAUGGUCGACCCGGCCAAGGCCAAGGUCCUCGUCGGCGCUCAGCCCAUCACCUUCGAGCGCGGCUCUCCCGUGUCGCCGUACAAGGGCAGUGUCGGCACGGCCAUCGCGUUCGAGGUCGCGCAGGCGCUCAAGGCGCUCGGCUGCGCGAACCCGGAUCUCUUCCGCAGCGUCUACAGCGACAAGGACGGCCAGGAGCACGAGAUCCCGCUGCAUGAAAGCAUCGAGACGUUCCUUCGCACUCACGGCAAGGUCUAGUCGAGGCGUGCGGGACAGUGGUGGCUGGCGAGGGGGCAGGAAGGAGCCGAGCGCGGGCGGAAGGAGGAAGAGGGGAGGAAGUUGUAUCGGCGGUUCGCGGUGCAGCGCAGGAUUUCAGUGCC
Rhodotorula graminis WP1 is the source of this 1637-nucleotide messenger RNA. RefSeq lists its product as uncharacterized. NCBI's taxonomy places the organism in Eukaryota, Fungi, Basidiomycota, Microbotryomycetes, Sporidiobolales, Sporidiobolaceae. The coding region runs from base 1 to 1515 and encodes 504 amino acids. The transcript is spliced from 7 exons. The record is from RefSeq and is a predicted model, not a curated record.